Phytophthora infestans T30-4 is the source of this 1580-nucleotide messenger RNA. RefSeq names its product pyruvate kinase, putative. The transcript has a single exon. Gene Ontology annotation, cellular component: cytoplasm. Gene Ontology annotation, biological process: glycolytic process. Gene Ontology annotation, molecular function: potassium ion binding; pyruvate kinase activity; magnesium ion binding. Lineage: Eukaryota; Oomycota; Peronosporomycetes; Peronosporales; Peronosporaceae. The record is from RefSeq and is a predicted model, not a curated record. The coding region runs from base 1 to 1569 and encodes 522 amino acids.
AUGCUGCGUCGUCUUGCCCUCCGUACCGUGAAGCCUUCUGUGCGCAACUUCGCCUCCGCCUCGGAGCUGUACAAGAACCCGCGCAGCUCCAAGUUCAGCAUGACCAAGAUCGUGGCCACUAUCGGCCCCGUGUCGGAGCAGCUGGACAUGCUACAGAAGAUCACGGACGAAGGUUUGCGUAUCAUGCGCAUUAACUUCUCACACGCCGAGUACGACGAGGCCUUGCUGCGCGUCACUAACCUUCGUGCCUGUCGCGGCGUGCACGCCGAGGGUCAGGCCAAAUUCAACCUACGUGCCGUGCUACACGACACCAAAGGACCCGAGAUCCGUACGGGUAAGAUGCGUGACGGCAAGAAAAUCACGUUAGAGAGUGGCAAGUCGGUGGUGCUCACGACCGACCCGGCUUUCGAGCUUGAGGGUACCGCCGACAAGUUCUACGUUACGUAUCAGCAGUUAGCCGAAACCGUUAAGGUGGGCGAUACAGUGUUACUAUCUGACGGCCUUAUCCGUCUCACCUGUACGUCAGUGGGUAAGGAUGAGAUUACGUGCCACAUCCACAAUACCGAGGAAAUCGGUAACCGUAAGGGUGUAAACCUCCCGGGUUUGAUCGUCGAGUUGCCUGCUCUAUCUGAUAAGGACAAACGCGACCUGGAUUGGGGUGUCGAGCACGAUAUCGACUUUAUCGCGGCCUCGUUCAUCCGUAAGGCCAGCGACGUGAACUCGAUCCGUUCGUUCGUGGGAGAGUGCGUUAAGAAACACUGGGGUAACCAACCUGGUUACAUUGCCCCUAAGAUCAUCUCUAAGAUCGAGAACCUCGAAGGUAUCCAGAACUUUGAGGAGAUCCUCGAGGCCUCGGAUGGCAUCAUGUGUGCCCGUGGCGAUUUGGGUGUCGAAGUGCCGGCACAGAAGGUCCUGACAUACCAGAAGAUGAUGGUGGACCGCUGUAACGCCGUCGGAAAGCCGGUUAUUGUGGCGACGCAGAUGCUCGAAUCCAUGCAGAACAACCCGCGCCCCACGCGUGCCGAAGUGUCGGAUGUCGGCAAUGCCGUGCUGGACGGCGCGGACUGCGUCAUGCUCAGUGGCGAGUCGGCUCAGGGCAAGUACCCGAUCGAGUCUGUGGCCACGAUGAACACGGUGAUCAAGGAGGCCGACCAGCUCCUACUCAAGCCUAACUACCAGGCCAAGUUCCAGUUCGAGCCGCCCACGUCGGACGUCGAGUCAGCCGUGUCGUCGGCAGUCAAGACGGCCAACGAGAUGCACGCGCAGCUCCUGAUUGUGCUCACCCGUACCGGUUACACGGCCCGAAAGGUCGCCAAGUACAAACCGACUGUGCCGGUCAUGUGCUUCACCACCGACCUUAAGGUCGGCCGUCAGCUCCAGAUCCACCGCGGUCUGUACCCGGUGGUGCCGGACUACCUUGACCGUGCCCCGACUACCGCGGAGGCCAUCGCUCACGCCAAGAAGAUGGGAUGGUUGUCUGCCGGCGACCGUGUCGUCGUGAUCAGCGGCGACAAGCUGUCGGACGAUCUCGGCCGGGAAAUCCUCAUCGGCGUCGCUGACGUCCAGUAAGACGGAGACAA